AGAAACUUUCUAAACAUGUUGAUGAUAGUCAACUUUAGAAGGUUGAAAGAUUGCUUCAUCACAUACUAUUGGGUAUUUAUUGAUUAUCAUCAUGACUGCCGAAAUCGACGUGGAACUCCAUGCCUGUAUCGACUUCCUUGAAACCAACACAAACUGUCAACAACAACUUGGUUCACAAAUACAACAACUUUUGGCUCAACAGAAUACGGAAAAAGUUGCAUCCCUUUUAGUAGACACGCUCAUCGUCGCUUUUAAUGACCCUCCAUCAGAUAAGCGCACGGAUCACAGCUACGAAGAAAGUCUCGAAGGUUGCGUUCAAGUGAUUUCGGGCUUUAUAUUUUCCAAUCAAGUAGAUAGAUUCAAAUUGGCAACACACUUGGCACAAAAGUUGGCACAAAGUGAACCAUUUGGUCCUUUACGACUUCGGACGGUGACUCGACUGUACAACUCCAUCCCAGAGACGGAAACUUCACAACGCUUGGAGUUGUUUAUCUUGAAUGUUCAAGUAGCUUCCAAAGUCAAUAUGUUGCAAGCGUUGGCACCAGCUUUGACAAGAGCAGAAUUCUUUCUUGACGUAUGGUCUCCAUCCAAACAAGACAGAAGAAGGUUUUAUCAAACCAUUACAGAGGCGUUUGAUGAAUGCAACAACGAAACGCAAGCUUUCGAGUUUCAUGUAAAGUUAUUGGAAACAUUUAACGGUGAAGGAGAAGAUGUGUUGACUGGAGUAGAGUCCUAUGCAGUGAAAGCUUGUAAGGAAGCUAUAAGACAACCCAAAUUGUAUCGCUUUGAUGAACUAUUGGAUUUGGAUGCCAUUCAAAGGUUGAAGAAUACCAAACAACAUGCACUGCUCUUUGAACUCUUACAAAUUUUCGUUUCCGAAAAGUUGGAGGCCUUUGUAGAUUUUGUGCAUCGCAACCCCAUCUAUUUUGAAGAAGCAGGUUUUGACUAUGAAGCAUGUUUGAACAAAAUGCGACUGUUGUCAUUGGCAUCUUUAGGUGUCGAACAAAGUGAAAUUCCUUACUCAUUGGCUGCGAAAACUUUACAAGUGGAACAAGAAGAAUUGGAACAUUGGGUCAUUCAAGCAGUGUGUUUAGGUCUUAUGGAGGCCAAAAUCGAUCAGAUGCGUCAAGUGAUUCGAGUAAUACGCGCAUCUCAACGUGUGUUCAUCAAAGAACAUUGCAGAAUUGAUUGCAACGAUUGAUCAAGUAAGACAACAACAUGUCAAG
Galdieria sulphuraria is the source of this 1226-nucleotide messenger RNA. RefSeq names its product proteasome family protein isoform 2. The coding region runs from base 92 to 1201 and encodes 369 amino acids. The transcript has 6 exons. The record is from RefSeq and is a predicted model, not a curated record. NCBI's taxonomy places the organism in Eukaryota, Rhodophyta, Bangiophyceae, Galdieriales, Galdieriaceae. Gene Ontology annotation, biological process: cytoplasmic translational initiation. Gene Ontology annotation, cellular component: eukaryotic translation initiation factor 3 complex.